AGCUACUCAUUCUAAUCCAUUCAACUCAUUCAACCAACAAAAACCAACAAAAACCACAGAAGCCAAAAAGAACUUCUAGUCUCGAAUCUUUAACUUAUAAGCAAAAAUGAUUUCUUCGUGGAGAAAGAUCCGGGCUUCUCGCCAUGCAAACAAGAGAAUUGGCCUAGAUGAUAUAUCCAACAUGGAGGUUUCUAUUCCAACUCACUUUCGGUGUCCUAUUUCACUUGACUUGAUGAAGGAUCCGGUGACUUUGUCUAGCGGAAUCACGUACGAUCGUCAAAGCAUCGAGACGUGGAUCGAAGCCGGGAACAACACGUGCCCUAUUACAAAGCAGGAAUUGAGCACGCUUGAGCCUAUUCCGAAUCACACCAUAAGGAAGAUGAUACAGGAUUGGUGCGUGGUGAAUAGCUCGUAUGGGAUUGAGAGAAUUCCCACUCCUAGGAUCCCCGUGACCUCACGACAAGUCACGGAGAUGCUUGCUAGGGUUGUGGCGAUGAGUAGAAGCGAGGAGGCCAGCGCGUGUCGAGAAGUGGUGGCUAAAGUCAAGCGGUUGGUAAAAGAAAAUGAACGUAACAAGCGGUGUUUUAUGGCUAAUGGAACAGUAGGUGCUCUGGCAUCAGCAUUUGAAGCGUUCUCGAAGGUGUCGUUUGAUAAAAAUGUCGCGGUGCUAGAGGAGAUUUUGUCGUGUUUAUCGUUGAUGACACCUUUAGAUGGGGAGGCUAAAUCGUAUCUUGGAUCGAAUUCUUCGUUGAGUUCCAUGGUGUGGUUUUUGAAGAGAGGACAUUUAUCUGCUCAGGCUAAUUCCGUGUUAGUACUAAAACAUGUUUUGUCGACGGAUCAGAAGAAAAUGGAGCAGUUUUGUAGUAUUGAAGGGGCUUUGGAAGCCUUGGUGAAAGUGAUCAAAGAGCCGGUCUCUCCCACAACUACAAAAGCCUCUUUGUUGAUUGUUUACUACAUGGUCUCAAUUUCAUCUAGCAGGGUUGAUGAGAAGAUUAUAAGGAGAUUUAUCGACAUGGGCUUGAUCGAGAGGCUACUAGAGAUGCUUGUGGACUGUGACAAGAGCAUCUGCGAGAAGGCGCUAGGAGUCCUUGAUGGCUUAUGUUUGGACAGCCAAGGGAGGGAAAAGGCCUAUGCUGAUGCGCUAACAAUGCCUGUUCUGGUCAAGAAGAUCCUCAGAGUUUCUGAUUUGGCGACGGAGUUUUCAGUGUCGAUUGUUUGGAAGCUAAGCAAGAAUGAGACCAGAGAAGAUGGAGGUGUCAUUGUUGAAGCUCUUCAAGUAGGGGCUUUUCAGAAGUUAUUGUUGUUGUUGCAAUUUGGUUGUAAUGAGAACAUUAAGGACAAGGCCACUGAGCUGUUGAAGUUGUUGAAUCUGCAUAGGGAGAAGUUGGAGUGUAUUGAUUCAAUGGACUUUAAGAAUCUCAAACGCCAUUGAAUCAAAAGCAAGCUUUGUUUCUGCUUUCAUAGUCAGAUUCAUGUAGUUUUUCCCCUUACAAGAAUUUAUAGGUUUUUUUGUAGGAACUGAUUCUUUACCUGUACAAAAUCAUACACAAAUUCUCAGUUAUAAUGAUAACAUAUCAAUCAUUCUUUUUAAAA
Daucus carota subsp. sativus is the source of this 1593-nucleotide messenger RNA. RefSeq names its product U-box domain-containing protein 21. Lineage: Eukaryota; Viridiplantae; Streptophyta; Magnoliopsida; Apiales; Apiaceae. Gene Ontology annotation, biological process: protein ubiquitination. The transcript has a single exon. The coding region runs from base 107 to 1432 and encodes 441 amino acids. The record is from RefSeq and is a predicted model, not a curated record. Gene Ontology annotation, molecular function: ubiquitin protein ligase activity.